Tetranychus urticae (two-spotted spider mite) is the source of this 2095-nucleotide messenger RNA. Its product is annotated as GRAM domain-containing protein 2B. Gene Ontology annotation, molecular function: sterol transfer activity; sterol binding. The record is from RefSeq and is a predicted model, not a curated record. Gene Ontology annotation, biological process: intracellular sterol transport. NCBI's taxonomy places the organism in Eukaryota, Metazoa, Arthropoda, Arachnida, Trombidiformes, Tetranychidae. Gene Ontology annotation, cellular component: endoplasmic reticulum membrane; endoplasmic reticulum-plasma membrane contact site; plasma membrane.
AUAUUAUUGUUUAUGUGAUGUGAAAUCAAAAAUUGUCUGCCAAUUAUUUUCUAAUCAUUUUAAUUUGUUUUACCAUUUUUAAUUGAAAAUUUUGUAAAUUGUUUAGUAGCUCAAGAUCUUCCGUCCCGUCUUGCCUUUAAUUCAAGUGCACUGAGUAUUGAGUAUUUGCUUGGGAAUUGAACUGAUGCAAUUGAAUGUUUUAUGGUGAAAUUUUAUGCUAAAUUAUAUAAGGAUUAGUCUUUUUUAUCUAUUGGAUUCCAUUGAUUAAGCUGUUUAUGUCUGCUUGGUUAAUUGAGGAAUGGAUCAACCAUCAGAAUUGUAUAUUUACAGAUUUUUGGUUUAAAUUGGGUUUAGCUAUCUGGCUCAAACUGAUAAUUUAAGAUGGAGCCACAUAACGUAAAUUGAUCUAAAUCCUCCUCUUCUCCAUAUCACUUGCAUUAUCUUGUUGGCGUUUCUGGUUAACAUCAAUUGUUUUGCAUGAUUCACAGAAUUAACUUUAAGCAAGAUCGCUUCAUAUCAUUAACGUCAGAUCCAAAAGAUCAACGGUUAUUGAAUAAUUUUGAGGUUGAAUCGAAGCGAUUUGAGACAAAGACUACCAUGGAAGAGAUUGACGAUUCAAAGUCUGUAGACGAAGGACCAACAAUUGGUGUUUUGGAACCAGAAAUGUUUGCUGGUGUUGAAACUAUUGUUGUACCAUCGGAACCUGAUUUGACCAACUAUAAUUCAGUUGAAAUGUCUUCGAUUGGUGAAGAAAAGACCAAGUUUCAAUUUUCGGGCAACAACAAUGUUUCUUUUCACCGGAGAUUCCCUCAAAUUGAUCCUCAAGAAAAUUUGAUUGAUUAUUAUUCUUGUGCUCUUCAAGCAGACAUACUUCUCCAAGGCCAUCUUUAUAUCACCGAAAACUAUUUUGCAUUCUAUUCAAACAUCUUGGGACUCUACAAGACUAAAAUUUUGAUUCCAGUUUGUGAAGUUCUCGAUAUUACUAAGGAGAAAACAGCCAUUAUUAUUCCAAAUGCUGUUGGAAUUGAGACUCACGAAGGAAAAUACGUAUUUGCCUCGCUUUUAUCUCGAGAGACAACCUAUCGAUUGAUGGUUGAAGUCUGGAAAAAUACUAUCUCGCGAGAUUCUUUUCAGAUGGACACCUUUCCAUAUGACCGAUUAAGAACCGUCCAAGGAGGUACAACCGACAAUUCAAGUCCAUCAACACCAACCACGGAAGAAGCUUUAAAAUCCCUGUUACCCGAAGUUAAAAGUGAUUCCGGACUAUCAGUAGCAACCUUAAAACCUCUUGAUUUAGAAAUAGUUGCUAAAUCAGCUUCAAUUAAAUCCAACAAGUUGGUUAGACGGUCAAAAGUGACAAGACCAGGUUUUCAAAACUGUAGUGAUACAAGCACCCCGGAGACGGCCAGUGAUCUAGAUUAUGCCCAAGAUGAGGAUCAAGUCAAUGGCGAUAGAAUCAGCAGUAGAAUGAGCAAUUCAAAAGAAAAGGCCCAACGGAAAAGUAAAUCAGCAUUUAAGGUUAAUAGCCAUGAAAAUGAGAGCAAAAAGCGUACAUUGGUAUUUGAAAGUUGGAAGCGAUUAUCUUUACUGAUUAAAUCUUUUCGAGAUAAACUCAAAAGUGACUUUAAAUUACCUUUUCUCCAUAUUGCAAUAAUUAUCUUGCUGACAUAUCUAUUAAUAUCGACUGUUUGCAUGAUCCAUAGAAUUAACUUAUUACAAGAACUGUUUGAUUCAUUAACAUCAAAUCCAAAAGCUCAACGGAUAUUGGAUAAUUUACAGGUUGAACAGAUACGAAUUGAUUUGAGUGCAAACAUGGUUAAAAUGGAUGACCUAAAAUCUAGUCUGUUACAUUUAUUAGAUUCCGUCGAAAAAGUAUUCAAUUCCGAUUGUGCCAAUCCAAAAACUAAUAUGUUCAUGAAACCAUCUAUGCUCAAUACAUGCCCUGUAAAAAAUAGAUUAUAAUUGUAUUAAAAUUUAAGCUUAAAGUGUAACUUGAUAAAUAAUUUUGUUCAGGCAAUCAGCCAAGUAAAAUGCAAACACUUCAAUAACUUUUAUUGUAAAGUUUCGAUUAAAAAAUAAAGCUAACAAAAAUGUA